AUGAUGAUGAUGAACAGUCUCAACAAAAAACGCCAUAUGGAAUCCGAGAUGGACCCCAUGGAAAAUGCAAAUGUAACGGAACGCCUUGACAAGCAAUCUGGAAAACUCUCCAAUGCAUUUGAUGGUAUGAAGACGCAAAUUUCUGGAGAAGGAGAGUGUAAACGGAAGAAUGGAAUGUGCUGCAAGAAUGAUUGUCCGUGUGGAGACAAGAAUCAGUGUGAGGAAGGAUUCUGUUGCAGUCAGAACAAUGAAGAGGAUGAGGAUUUGAAGAAGAGAAGAGAGUCGGAUGUGAGAAGCAAGGAGAUUUAA
This is a messenger RNA of Caenorhabditis remanei, 309 nucleotides long. RefSeq lists its product as uncharacterized. The coding region runs from base 1 to 309 and encodes 102 amino acids. NCBI's taxonomy places the organism in Eukaryota, Metazoa, Nematoda, Chromadorea, Rhabditida, Rhabditidae. The record is from RefSeq and is a predicted model, not a curated record. The transcript has a single exon.